Molecule: messenger RNA, 2233 nt
Organism: Pangasianodon hypophthalmus (striped catfish)
Lineage: Eukaryota; Metazoa; Chordata; Actinopteri; Siluriformes; Pangasiidae
Product: tripartite motif-containing protein 16-like protein
Exons: 6
Coding region: 21-1787 (588 amino acids)
Molecular function (GO): protein binding
Source: RefSeq, a predicted model, not a curated record
CUCUGAGCGAGGCUGGUGAAAUGGCUGAGGCUAGAGUCUCUGUGAAUUUGGAUGAGUUCUCCUGUCCUAUCUGCUUAGAUCUGUUGAAAGAUCCUGUCUCUCUUCCCUGUGGACACAGUUUCUGUAUGUCCUGCAUCAACACACAGUGGGAUGGAGCGGUUCGCAGCAGAGUUUACAGCUGCCCCAUGUGUAAACAGCGUUUCAGCUCACGACCAGUCUUGGGCAGGAACAUCAUGUUGGCUGAAAUGGUGGAAAAGCUGAAGAAGACACGUGUUCCUGAAAGAACCCUCGCUGGACCUGAAGAUGUGGAGUGUGACGUCUGUGUUGGGAAAAAACAUAAAGCUGUGUAUUCCUGUCUGGUGUGUUUAGCUUCAUACUGCGAAGUUCACUUCAAUCUUCACAAAGAGCUGAACCCGGGCAACACACACAAAGUGACUAAAACCAGGUACAAGCUCAAAGACAGGAUCUGCAGCUGGCAUAACAAGCUUCAAGAUGUUUUAUGCUUCACUGAGGAGACACUUGUGUGCAGGGAGUGUCUUCUGUGUAGGUGUACAAGCCAUAACACCACAACAUGCACAAAUCAUCGAUAUCGACAACAGCAAGAGAUUGGAAAAAUCCGGACACAGGUUCUCCAGAGAACUCGAGCAGCAGAGAACAGCGUGAGAGAUUUAAAGAAAGCAAUACAGUCAAUCAAGUCCUCUGCAAAGAAAACACUGGACCAAAGUGAGAAGAUCUUUCAGGAAUUGAUCAGCUCAGCUGAAAGGACACGCUCAGAGAUUAGAGGAAUAAUCAAAGCUACAGAAGAAGCUGAAGUGCAGCGAGCACAGGAAAUUCUGAAGCGAAUGGAACAGGAAGUGACUAAGCUGAAGAAGAGCGCUGAUGAACUGGUUCAGCUUCCACAGUUAGACGAUGACUUCCUCUUCCUCAGGACCUCCAGGCCCCUGUUUGACUUCUCAACAUUUGAUGAUGUUACACACAUUACUGUCGACCUGUCACCUUUGAAAGAAAUACAAAACUCUGUGUCUGAGCUGGCCAUAAAAGUGAAGAAGUUCUGCAUGACCGGAUUACACACGACGUCCAGCUCAGUAAACAGAUGCCACAUGGUUCAAACUUCUGUUCCGAUGUUCAGAGAGGAUUUUCUUCAGUAUUUUCGUCAGAUGACAGUGGAUCCUAGAACAAACCACAGGGACCUGAAACUUUCUGAAGGAAACAGAAAAAUAACCUUCGAAGGCACAAAUCCGAACAAUGACCGAGGGCCUGAGAGAUUUAACUACUACGCUCAGGCUCUGUGUAGAGACGCUGUUCAGGAACGCUGUUACUGGGAAGUGGAAUGGGGAGGCCAGCAGGUUUACAUCGCAGCAUCAUACAGAGGAGUGGAAAGAACAGGCUGCUGUUCUGAUGUGGGCUUUGGACACAAUGAUAAAUCCUGGAGUUUAUGUUGUAAUUCCUCUCAGUUUGUGUUCUUUCACAACGCCCAUAAGACUGUUAUUUCAGGUCCGGUGUCCACAAGAAUAGGAAUUUAUCUGGAUCACGCAGCCGGGUCUCUGUCCUUCUACAGCAUCACAGGCACUAUGACACUCCUCCACCGCGUCCGCACCACGUUCACCGAGCCCCUGUACGCAGGAUUCUGGGUGUUCAAUGACUCCAGUGUGAAACUGUGUGAGAAAAACGAGAAAGUAACGAGAAACCUUCCUCAAACACGUCCUACUGCUGCCAAUACAAGAUCAGAUGGGUUUCAAUUUUAUUUUAACAGUGAUUGCAAUUUAUAUAUUAAGUCUUGGUUUUAACAGCACUAGACCCAGAAAAGCUGUUUUCCUUAUAAACAUUUUUAUUCUAGUUUUGUGGGUAAGUUAGGACAAUAGAUGCUUUCAGGAGUGUAACAUAGGAGGAGGUAAAUAAUUCAUUACAUAUAUUUAGUUUGGUAAUGUGAUUAUUUUGUCCCUUGCAAAUUAAUACCAUACUGUAUACCCUGCAGUUUUCUGUCUUUCUUUCUUUCUUUCUUUCUUUGCAUGUGUUAACUAUUGGUGUAAAGACUAAUUUAAGCCCUUCUAGUUUUAAAUGUCUGGUUUUAACACUAUCCUCUCUAUACCUUUGAACAUAUUAAAGACAUUUAUUUAGUAGUCUUUGGGUUUGAAUGGUUCCAGUAAUCACUCACUGAGCACGGUGUUAAAGCUGUGUUAAAGGAUCGGGAUAAUUAUUAAAGAUUAUAAUUAUUAAAGAUUGCAGAACCGAA